AUGGCCCAGGCACCCGAGGCUGCAGAGCCGCUUUAUGGUGGGUACUCCCGCUUCGAGCUCGAACUGGAGUUUGUGCAAUGUCUGGCGAACCCGUGGUACCUGAACCACCUCGCCGCCCAGAAGCAUCUCGACAACCCGGAUUUCGUCGCGUACCUCGACUACCUGCAGUACUUUAGGCAGCCCAAGUACGCAAAGUACCUCACGCAUCCGGGCCCGACGCUGCGUGCCCUGCAGUUGCUGCAGCAGGAACACUUCCGGCGAGAGAUCAUCAUGCCCGACACGGUCGGCAGGAUGAUUGAAGAAGGCGUCAGAGCCAGCGCCGGCGAUCGGUCUUGA
Aplosporella prunicola CBS 121167 is the source of this 336-nucleotide messenger RNA. RefSeq lists its product as uncharacterized. The record is from RefSeq and is a predicted model, not a curated record. The transcript is spliced from 3 exons. Gene Ontology annotation, cellular component: mediator complex; core mediator complex. The coding region runs from base 1 to 336 and encodes 111 amino acids. NCBI's taxonomy places the organism in Eukaryota, Fungi, Ascomycota, Dothideomycetes, Botryosphaeriales, Aplosporellaceae. Gene Ontology annotation, biological process: regulation of transcription by RNA polymerase II. Gene Ontology annotation, molecular function: transcription coregulator activity.